GCCCAUGGACGCCCCGCUGCGCUCGCCUAGCCCCGCGCAGCCACCACCUGCCCCGCGCCACCCGCCUCCCGGGCCUCCGCCAGGUCCUGACACGAGCGACGUCCUGCAGCAGAUCAUGGCCAUCACUGACCAGAGCCUGGACGAGGCGCAGGCCAGAAAGCAUGCUCUGAAUUGCCAUCGGAUGAAGCCUGCCCUCUUCAGUGUGCUCUGUGAGAUCAAGGAAAAGACAGUGGUAAGCAUCCGUGGCAUUCAGGAAGAGGAUCCCCCCGAUGCUCAGCUCAUGAGGCUGGAUAACAUGCUGCUGGCUGAGGGUGUGUCCAGACCGGAGAAGAGAGGAAGAGGAGGAUCAGCAGUGGCGGCCAGCACAGCAACACCAGGUGGCUGUCCAAAUGACAAUAACAUUGAGCACUCUGACUACAGGGCCAAGCUGUCCCAGAUCCGACAGAUUUACCACUCUGAGCUAGAGAAAUAUGAACAGGCCUGCCGUGAAUUCACUACACAUGUCACCAACCUUCUCCGGGAGCAGAGCAGGAUGAGGCCUGUGUCCCCCAAGGAGAUCGAGCACAUGGUUGGCGUCAUACAUGGCAAAUUCAGCGCCAUCCAGAUGCAACUGAAGCAGAGCACCUGUGAGGCCUUGAUGACCCUACGUUCACGGUUCCUUGAUGCCAGGCGUAAGCGGCGGAAUUUCAGCAAGCAGGCAACAGAAGUGCUGAAUGAAUAUUUUUAUUCCCAUUUGAGCAACCCUUACCCCAGUGAAGAAGCCAAAGAAGACCUAGCCAGGAAGGGUGGCAUCACAGUAUCCCAGGUCUCUAACUGGUUUGGCAACAAAAGAAUCCGAUAUAAAAAGAACAUGGGGAAAUUUCAAGAAGAGGCUACCAUUUACACGGGUAAAUCAGCUAUGGAUGCCACCAAGGCCAGGGCCCUGGAGAGCCAAGCCAGCUGCCUGUCAAUGCCUAGCCCCGGUUCCUCUGGUCCCUUCCCACUGACCAGUGCUGGGGAUACAUUCCUCACCCUGCGGACCCUGGCCUUUCUCCAGCCCCCUCCUGGGGGCAACUGCCUGCAGUCCCAGGCCAGGAGCAGCUGGCAGGGGGCCAUCCCCCCACAGUCGAUUGUCUCACCCACUGGAGACCCCAGCAGCACCAACUCAGAUGCCUCCAAUUAAGUUUUGGGGAUAUGCAGAAGGGUACCAGGUGAACCCCACGGGUGGCCAGCACUCAUUCUUCUGCACAUGCAGUUGAUUACCUCAGAAACUUGGGGCCCCAGGUGACAGUGCUCCCUGCUCCUGGGCCAUGCAGCCAAUGACCGACUCACUCGUCUGCUGGGACUUGAAAUGGGCUGAACGCUGCUCAUUUUCCCACCUCAGUUUGACUUUUUUAAAAAUAGUAAUGUUAUGUUAAGACUGUGAAUUGU
Molecule: messenger RNA, 1410 nt
Organism: Urocitellus parryii (Arctic ground squirrel)
Lineage: Eukaryota; Metazoa; Chordata; Mammalia; Rodentia; Sciuridae
Gene: Pbx4
Product: PBX homeobox 4
Biological process (GO): regulation of DNA-templated transcription
Cellular component (GO): nucleus
Molecular function (GO): DNA-binding transcription factor activity; DNA binding
Source: RefSeq, a predicted model, not a curated record